Molecule: messenger RNA, 4177 nt
Organism: Acipenser ruthenus (sterlet)
Lineage: Eukaryota; Metazoa; Chordata; Actinopteri; Acipenseriformes; Acipenseridae
Product: ephrin-B2-like
Exons: 6
Coding region: 411-1421 (336 amino acids)
Biological process (GO): axon guidance; blood vessel morphogenesis; ephrin receptor signaling pathway
Cellular component (GO): plasma membrane
Molecular function (GO): ephrin receptor binding
Source: RefSeq, a predicted model, not a curated record
ACUUUCAGUUACUUCCAAGUAAGCUUUGAGAGGAGGACGCAGUGGAGGUGCUGAAGAGCACAGACAGCAUCUAUUGUGACUAUAUAUGAAAAAGUUGUUUUGCGGAAACAUUAUAGAUCAAAUCAACUGUAUUUUUGUACUUUGACCAAACCUAUACAUUUGGAUCUGUAUUGGUUAGCCCUCCUGAUUUGUGAUACUGAAGGAAUUGGAUAUACCUUGAAGAAUACGCAGAAAGGACAUCUGCAGUAACCAGACUGGUAGUGCUUCCAUCUCGCGGAUCGUUAGGAUAUUUAGCACUGUGCCCAGGAACAGACUUCGGUUCAUCGCUUUGCAUCUCAACUAGGAUCGACCGGCACAAGUGCACAGCGCUUGGAGACAGGAGACUGGAGCGAUCGACCAUACCAGUAAUUAUGGGGGACACCGUUUGGAAAUACUAUUUUGGAGUUGUGGUCAUUUUAUGCAAGACGGCUUUGUCCCGCUCGGCGGUUUUGGAGUCGAUCUACUGGAAUUCAACAAAUACCAAUUUCCUUCCUGGACAAGGACUGGUGCUGUAUCCACAGAUUGGAGACAAACUGGACAUUGUUUGCCCAAAAUCAGACUCCAGGGGAAAUGGACAAAAUGAAUAUUAUAAACUGUACUUGGUCUCAAGAGAGCAGGCUGAAAGCUGCACCAUCACCAAAGCAGACACACCUUUACUCCACUGCACCAAACCUGAACAAGAUGUCAAAUUUACCCUCAAGUUUCAAGAAUUUAGUCCAAACCUGUGGGGUCUGGAGUUUUCAAGAUACAAGGAUUACUUCAUUAUAUCAACUUCAAAUGGAACAAUGGCAGGCCUGGAAAAUCAAGAUGGAGGUGUCUGUAAAUUCAGAUCUAUGAAGAUCAUGAUGAAAGUUGGGCAAGAUCCUAAUGACCCAGGAUCAUCAAAAGAUAACAGUCCGACAAAGUCUCCAACAAAAGACACUGAGAAUGUUGGGAAAGGCUCUACAAAUAAAUCUGAAACUGGUGUAGAUGAAAACCAAGGAGGUAAAGGACCAAACACGGGUGACAACAAUACAACAGCAGGACAGUCCUCAAGCAUUAUUGGAUCCGAAGUGGCCUUGUUUGCGGGGAUUGCCUCGGGUUGCGUCAUCUUCAUAAUUAUCAUCAUCAUGCUGGUUGUCCUCCUGCUGAAGUACCGGAGGAGACACAGGAAACACUCGCCACAGCACACUGCCACUCUCUCUCUCAGCACCCUCGCCACACCCAAACGUGGUGGCAACAACAACGGCUCUGAACCCAGUGACAUUAUCAUCCCACUUAGGACUGGGGAUAGCGUGUUCUGCCCUCACUACGAGAAAGUCAGUGGAGACUAUGGGCAUCCAGUUUAUAUUGUUCAAGAGAUGCCACCUCAAAGUCCGGCAAACAUUUACUACAAAGUCUGAACCAGCAGUUUAAACUCUUUGAGGAUUCAUAUAAUACUAGAAUGGAGAAUUCCUAGCCUGCUGCUUUUGUGGUUGGGCUUUUGGUGGCUCUUUGUGCACUAUGAAUGACUUGGACUUAAGAAACUACGAUGAGAGAAGCAUUCAGUGGACUACCACAGUAAUAGUGUAUUUGCGUUCACUAAAACUGGAGGAUUGGCUGAAAUUAACUCAUUACAAUGUUUUUGUCUCUUCAGUUUAUAUGCCAUUCUAGGGAAUAUAAGCAGAACGGGAUGUUUUUGAGUGAUACAAGAUUCUGAGGACCCUUGUACUUAACUCCAGAACAUUACUUAAAUCGUUUCUUUUGUUAGACUUAAUUUAAGUGUAGUCAGCUCUUCAUUUUUUUUCCCCCCUUUUUAGUCUACCACUGUUAUCUCAACUACGGUUACUUGAUUAUGGUUACGGAAUGCCUGAUUUUUAAUUUCAUUUCCUUUUCAAUUUUGUAACCACACCACUGAAAAUGAAUAUUAACACUAUCUGUUUGCAUAUGUUCGUCAUACGUGCUACACAACAGCCACACUAGAAUGGGAAAUGACGUGUAGUGGUAGGAAAUCAGAGUAAGACCUCCAGCCUGAGGUUAGUGAUAACUGGGUCAAGGAAAGGAGUUCAUUUGAAGAAAGUCGUAUGCUACUGCUUGGCUAUGUGACCUUACACAGUACAAGUAGGACUUUGGUGGAGCGGAGGUAGGGACACAGCAAAAAUAGCUGAAGAUGGAAGCUGCUGCACUUUGAAUAUUUAUUAUGGUAUAAUUAUAGUUGAUCACUACAAUGCACCUACGGAGUAGAAAACUGAAGUGCAAGGGAAGGAGAGAAAGAGGAGAUGGCCCAGUGUGUCGCACAGGUGGUGUAUUGGCAUGGCAGGUGUAACUGUAGGUACAGGCAAUAAAAAAUAAAACUGCCUUACAGCUGUUUGAAGAACCCUAGUCUUCUUUGGGGAGCUACUGAAGCAGACUUAGGUACUAAAUUGACUGUUCUGUGAACCUAUUAUGGUGCGGGUACUAUAAGCUUCACAGCAGUUCAUUGGUGCUCUGUUCAACUGUAAAGCACAUAAUGCCUGCAAUUUGUUUUGCAAAUGGAACAUUUGUAAAUUUGAGGGGGGAAAAGGAUUUAUUUAUGAUAGGCGAUUAGAGCACAUGACUUGUAGAAUGAAAAUGUAAUAAUGUAUACCGGUAAAUGCACAUUAUGCAAGUUAGGUUAUUAAAACCAUUUCUGUUUUUUUUUUAACAAUCUGAAAGUCUCAGCUGCCUUUUUUGUUUUUUAAAAGAAAACCAAACAGAAAAAUUGGACAACUGCCCCUGGGAAAAUACAGCCCUGUUCCAAAAAUAACUAAUCCAAACAAAAAUAAGUCUUGUGCCGUCUCGAGUUGCAGGAGAUGAGGAAACACAAGCCCCUGAAUACCAGGAAAUGAAUCUUCAUUAUAUAUUAAACAAUAGCAAGGUGUUCCGGCAUUUACAGUCAUUGUGUUUCAUUUGUCUAAUGUGUUUUAAACAUUUAUCAGUUCGAAUAAAGAAUAGUUUUCAAAUGGGGUGCCCUCAUGUAAUGUAAAAUACUUGUAUUUUUUUUUUAAAAGUCCUGUUUUAAUAUAACAAUAUCAUUGUAUUCUGGAAUGGGAAUAAAAGUGUAACUAUUUUAAUAUUCCUAAUUCUCAAAGGAAUACUUGCAUAAAUGACCUGUCACAGAAAUUAUAUGACUUCGACUACUUCAUGAACCUGAAAGUUACAUUGACCAAGAAGUAGAAUAGAGCAUGCACACUUCAUGGCUCUCUACCGGUUUGUCAUGGUUGCCAAGUACUGCACAAAUGCAUUUAAAAAAAUAAUAAUAAUCUGCAUACCCGUGAAAAGUGUUCUUAAACCUUUGGUAAUUAUAAAAGGUAGCUUGAAUCUGCUGUUGAUUUAGGAUUUUUUUUUUCCCCUGAAGCAGUUCUUUAUGUAACAUAAUUUGGCUGUGUGGUGGUUAUGAGGUAAACUGUGAAUUUUAAUGAAAUGCAACCCGCAAUCAAUUGAAAUAUCAGUGUUGUGGUUGCUGCAAGUCUGGUCCAGAAUAUGACAAUCGUAUUAACUAGUUUCUUUUAAUCUGAAGUUAGUUAAGACAUCAGGCUGUUACUGUAAAUGCCUUGCUUGUAUGGUCAUCCCUAGUCACCUGACUUUGAAAUUUGCACCGUACAUUAGUAGUGAAAGAUGUAAAUAUGUUAACGUUUGUAUUGUAUAUGGAAAAUGGGUUGUUACGAUAGCCUUAUUCACCUUUUUAGAAAAUAAAAAAACACAGCAAAACAUAAUUUUGGUAACCAGCUUGUGUAAAUAAUGAAAUGUUUUUAUAAGAUGUUUUGUAUAAAAUUAGAUUUUUUUGCUAUGUAUUUUAGCUGUAUCUUGUUUUAAAAGCAGUGUCAUUUCCCCCUGUUUGCACUGUUUAAAAUAAUUGGUUAAAUGGAAAAUAAAUAGUUGCCAAAUUUGACUGCUGCAUAUAUGUGCCAUAAGCGUGUACCAUGAAUAUUUAUUUAAUUUUCUUUGUCCAGUUUGUAAGUAACACAGUAUUAUGCUUGAGUUUAUAAAUAUUUUAUUCUCAUUGUUUUACUUAGCCUGUUAUGGAUUCUAAAUUGCUUUAGUUCCACAUUGCAGUUAUAAUGGCCAGGGAAAAAAAUCAAAAAUCAAAAAUGAGAAGUCACAUUCCACAAGUCUGUUACAAACUGAAAUUUGUUUUUCAAUAAAUUGUUUUUCCUAUGGA